Blastomyces gilchristii SLH14081 is the source of this 4638-nucleotide messenger RNA. Its product is annotated as PLK protein kinase. Gene Ontology annotation, cellular component: spindle pole body; centrosome; spindle pole. Gene Ontology annotation, molecular function: protein kinase activity; protein binding; ATP binding. NCBI's taxonomy places the organism in Eukaryota, Fungi, Ascomycota, Eurotiomycetes, Onygenales, Ajellomycetaceae. The transcript is spliced from 5 exons. The record is from RefSeq and is a predicted model, not a curated record. Gene Ontology annotation, biological process: mitotic cell cycle; protein phosphorylation; regulation of cytokinesis. Bases 290 to 3814 code for a protein of 1174 amino acids.
CACUGUUCGAUGUCGAUUCCUUCACGGCUCCAUGCGACAAGGCAGUAAAUCGCUGCUACGGCAUUCAAUAAUAGCCCAGCGUGUUGUGGCAUUUAAUAGAACACAUCAAGGUUGCGGUGAAUACUAUUCUUUACUCUGCAUCCCGUGGCAAACUUCAAACCUGCUCUAUGAGAAACCGAAUUUUUGCUCUAAAAUAUAUCACUUGUUAAUAUAAUUUGAACUGUCCAACGAUUCCUGCUUGUCGCGAUCGCAUGAGCUCGAUAAAGGAGGUACCCUUGUACAUACCACGAUGGAGGCAUUGUCACCUCGCUCAACCAACAUUCUCUCCAAGCCCAAGACCGACCCUAUAAUGAAGGCGAGCGCCAAAGAUGCACCGCCUCAAAAGGCGCGGUCCGCCAAAAACCACGCCCCCCCACCUCCUGCUACGGUUCGUGAGCCUGAAGAUGGGGGGGAGGAAUACAUCACUGGCAAAUUUUUAGGAAAAGGGGGAUUUGCCGUAUGUUAUGAAGGGAGGCUUGCGCGAAAUAACAGGGUAUAUGCGAUGAAAGUGGUAAAAUCGGAAAUGAACCAGAGGAAAAUGGAGGAGAAGUUCCGGACCGAGCUCCAGAUACACUCAAAAAUGCGCCAUCCCAACAUUGUUGGUUUCUACAGGGCAUUUGCCUUCGAACAAAACACUUAUGUCAUUUUGGAAUUGUGCCCCAAUGGCUCGGUGUCGGAUAUGGUGAGGAAGCGGAAAUACCUGAGCUUGCCCGAAGUCAGGAGAUUUAUGAUUCAGCUUUGCGGGGCGGUUAAAUAUAUGCAUAAGAGAAACGUGGCCCAUCGAGACCUGAAAAUGGGGAAUCUGUUUCUCGACCGGAAUAUGGACAUCAAAGUUGGAGACUUUGGCCUAGCUGCUAUUAUCCUGUCGGAGAAGGACGAAAAGCGACGGAGAACACUAUGUGGAACUCCAAAUUAUAUUGCGCCGGAAGUUUUGGAUAAGAGCAAGGGAGGCCAUAAUCAAAAGGUUGACAUAUGGUCGCUUGGCGUAAUUUUUUUUGCCAUGCUCACGGGAUACCCCCCAUUUCAAUCGAAGACGCAGGACGAAAUCUACAAGAAAGUCAAAAAUCUUACAUAUGUCUGGCCCAAGGAGUCCGAGGGUGCUAAUUACAUUCCAGUGGAGGCAAAGCACUUGGUCAGCUCCUGCCUGAAUUUGAACGAGGAUGAACGACCGGAGCCCGACCAGAUUGUUGAUCACGCAUUUUUCAAUAUGUACAAUGGCUGUAUACCACGUCAACUGGACCCAGCCACACGCCUCGCUCCACCUACCUGGCUGACAACCCAAGACCCUCGAGGAGACCGUAUGAGUCACGGAUAUAGUCUGGACCAUGACUCGAAGUAUUUGGGGAAAAUAGCCCAUGCGAAAAACUCCAAUGAGCGAUAUCUUAUUUGCAAAAACGAGUUUUACACAGAAUGUGGGGUUGGUAGGACUUCUACUGGAUCAAUUAGGAGGCCAGCAGGGAAACGGUGUUCCAAAUCUGCCUUCGCUGAAUGUGCUGCUGAAGAAGAAAGGGGGAUGCAGCCCAUCGUCCCCAUACCAGAAGAUCUAGUCUACAGCUAUUACACCGGAUCCAAUGGAGAUUGGAGCCAUACAACGGAAGAGGAUGAUGCUCGGCCCGAUCCUGAUAGUCCCAUUGAGGGUGAAGUGCUUCCCAAAACGCGUAACGCAUCGUAUAAACAGCAAGCCGCCACAGUUGCUCGCAUAACAUCGGCUUUGGCUGCACAGAUUCGCCGCAAAGAAGCUCAAACCCAAAGCCAUGCAGCUCUCCUACGGCAGCAAGCUGUGCCACAACGACAGCCAACAAUGAACCCCUCGUCUUCCCAACACCCUCAAGGUGAUAUUAAAGACACCGCAGAAAAUGGCAUUCAGACCGAGACCAUUCCUCCCCAGCGGCUGCUGAAUGAGCGACCAAUCCGGGCACGGAGGGUAGUGUCUGGUUAUUCUGCAUCUGUCCGCGACAGGAACAUAUCGUUGACUUCCGCCUUGCCUAAAUCCAAUUCGGAACCAAUUAAUUUGACCAUCGGAAAAACGAGAUCACAGUCGAGGCUACAAAUGGCAGCGUUGACGCGAGAGAGAAACGAAUUAGCACUGGAAGCCAAUGAAGUGAACCCGCUAGAUAUCAGAAAUAAAGACAUGUUUGCUUCGGUUCGCGGGAUGCCUGCGAGAACAGUUAGAGUCGACCCGCGCGAGACAGAAAGACAGCGACCGUGGGAACAGCCAGUGAACUCACAGCAACAACAAUCUCGUGAUGUGAAACUGGAUGAGAGGUCCAGGAGCGCUAACAGUAGUGGAAGUAAUGGCAGCAAAUCCACCAGCUCUUCUAACAAAUCACGAUCCACACUUGGGCUUAGUCCUCUAAUACAUCCCGACGAACAUGCAGAACUUAUGCCGGGGACGACCGCCAGUGAAGUUUUGACUGAUUUGAGAACAUACCUUAGAAGCUUUGGGCAUCUGGAAUCAUUGACAGCAUCGACUUCAAGGACACGGCAACGGCAACAAUUUUCAUCACUCUCCGAUCCACAUCCCUAUGUCGUCAAGUGGGUGGACUAUACGAAUAGGUACGGUAUCGGGUACGUUUUGGACGACGGAAGCGUGGGCUGCGUUUUCAAAGCAGAGCACGGCCGCCCAGCCAGCUGCGUUGUGGUCCGGAAUGGAGAACGGCAUAUCCGUCGGAAAGCCUAUGCGAAAGAAAAUCCUCGUAGUGCAUAUGCGGAUGCCGAUCAACUCGUGCCAAGGAAUGGUCAACCUGUGGAAUUUUAUGAAAAUGUUGAUGUACAAGACAAUUCAUACUCUGGCGGUGGAACGAGAAGGGUGCUUGUUCAGCCGGAUGCAUUUGAAGUGAGGAAUCAAAAUGGCCCCGGUGGGCCCGGCAUAAAAGUUCGGAUGAAUUCUGGAGUUGACUGUGCAAGGUGUGAUGCGGAGAAAGUCAAACGAGUCAAGCUUGUCGACCAGUUCGGCAAAUAUAUGAUUGGAACAUUGGGAAGGAGUGUGGAUGAAAACUGCCCUCCCGAGGAUGAGAGAAACUAUAGAUUUUCCGGCAAAAUCGGUCAAUAUGUCAAAUUCUAUCAGCGACUAGGGAAUGUUGGCAUAUGGGGUUUUGGGGAUGGAGCGUUCCAGUUCAAUUUUCCGGAUCAUACUAAACUUGUUAUUUCACUGCCACGACAUGGAUCGCAAGGCUCGUCGGAGCCACAGCCUUGCCAGGCAGAUUUUUAUCAUCUUUCUCCAUCUGCGGCACGCUACCUAUCAACCAGGGGCAGAAUGCAUCCAGCAGGUUUUGAUACCAGAGCCGUUAUAUCUGAAAACCUGAACACCUAUCUCGCCGCACUCUCAGGUCAUCCUAUCCACCCAUCCGGAAUUAGCAGCAGUCGGUUUUGCGAUAUAUUAGAGGCGAAUGCGUUCCGCGACAAAUUAGACUUCGUUCAACAGGUUCUGCGGAGCUGGUUUGAGAGCAGGAGGUUAGGUAACAGAGUACUGCUACGGAAUACAUCAUCGACGACCAUUAAUACUGGUCCAGAUAAAACCAUCCCUGACAACUUAACAUCCAAACGAGGCUACCGCGGCGAAAUAUUUUGGGACGGUGCUCAGGAGAAAUCCUGGUUGACGCCGUCUGGGGGUAAAUUUGUGUGGGUUACUGUUGGCGCCCAUGGCGGCGACGGCGAGUAUUUUGCCGUACAGCUCAAGGGAAAUCCUGAAGGCGGAACAGUCGAGUGCGUUGGCGCUGAACAGAUACAAGAUCUGCAAGAUCAAUUGAUGGCGUUAACUGUGCGGUCGGGUUAAAAGGAGCUGGUGCUGGUGCUGGUGAUACCAUUUAAUUAUUUUCUUUUUUGCCCCUUUUUUGUGAUAUCCGAAUACUACGUUCCGCUAUGUUGAUUGUUAUCCUUUCUUGUUUUCUUUUCUCCUCUUUGGCUUGGUGUUUUGGGGUUCUUUUCUACUACUCAUUUUUUUUUCUUUUCUUUUAUAUACACAUUCUUCUUCAACUCAGCGUUUUGCAUUUUUACUUCUCUGCAUUCCCUCGCUCAUCGAAUGCCUUUGACCUUCAUGGUUCAUUUUAACGAAGUUACGCAGCGCCUGUCACUUUCUCCUGGUUUCUAGCAUGGUACUAGGCCUUUCCGUUCUCUUGUUCAUUUAACUGGCGUGACUGUGCUCUGAUUCUUUGAUUCUUCUGAUCUUAACUUCUACCUUGAGUUGCCCAUCUCCGGUCACGGAUAUGGGCAUUCUUACUACUUUUUUUUUUUUUUUUUUUUUUCUUUUUUCUUUUUUUUCCUAUUCUAGUCUACUCUAUCCAGCGACCUGAGCGUGUAAAUGUGCGAAUCAUUCUGAAAUUGGACGGUUUCAUUGUUCUAUUGGUUCGUUCUCGAUGUUCCCUAUCGAGUUUUGCUACGGCGGCGAGUAUAAUUGGUGAUAGUUGACUUGUGGUUGAUGCGAUGAGCAGUAUAUAUAUAGCAUAGAUAUUCUCUAUAGUAAUUGAAGCGAUGACACGGAAUGUGAAUAGCCGGCAGAUAUCUGAAUUCAUAUCCACGCUUUUCCUCACCUAGAGCCGACGUAACGGGAAUAGCUUAUACCAUAGAAAGCAAUUCAUAGUCAUUCAAACUGAAAUGUUU